UGGUCCCCCCCCCCCUCCUUCCCCCCGCAAGAGGACAAAACACGUGGCAGGCGCGUGUUUGAGUACUCCGUACACACGCCGCCUCAUUUGCUGGUGACACGUGUGCAGCCGGGGGCGAACCAGCAAGCCGACGAUACAGCUUGGCAAUUCUUUUCCGCAUUAUCCAUAUCUAUAUCUUCCUCUUUUUCGUUUUUUUUGUCCAUAUCCAUCUCAAUCUGAUAUUCUUUUAUUUUUUUUGUUGGGAAAAUCUGAUAUUCAAAUGGCCGCUGUCUGCGGAAGAGCCCUAGUGGCGGCAAAGGCGGCUCGUAGUAGUUUUGCGGUAGACUCGGAGAACUUUCGUUGUGUUUCUGGUUCCAGUUCCGGACGCGUGGGCAUCAGCGCGGCGGCGCGCAGCGGAGCUCUCAACACGUCGGCGCCCACUCAUCGACAAAGGAAGGCUGUGGUUUUGCCACGUGGCAGUCGGGAACACCGUCUUCUCCUCAGCUCUUCUUUCGUCGGCCAUUGUAAUCAUUUGCGCGUUGCUGACGUGGCGUCGCUCCCCUCGCUUCGCUGCCGUUGCCACGUGUCAGUCACCGCGAUGGGCUCAGGUUCAGAAGGAAAACAGGCCCUUUUAUCUCUUUCGGAUAAGACAGACCUGCUGCUGCUGGCAAAUGGACUAUCAGAGCUGGGUUAUUCGUUAAUCUCAACAGGUGGGACAGCUUCAGCUUUGGAGAAGGAAGGACUAGCUGUCCGGCGGGUUGAGCAUGUCACCAACUUUCCGGAAAUGCUUGAUGGGAGGGUGAAGACUCUGCACCCGGCUGUUCAUGGAGGCAUUCUUGCAAGAAGAGGCUUGUCGUCGCACAUGAGUGCCCUACAGGACCAUGGCAUUGGGACAAUUGAUCUUGUUGUCGUCAACUUAUAUCCAUUCUAUAGUACAGUCACUGCGAAGGAAGGGACGUCCUUCGCCCAAGGCAUUGAGAACAUCGAUAUCGGCGGACCGACAAUGAUUCGAGCUGCAGCAAAGAAUCAUGAAGAUGUCCUGGUUGUGGUUGACCCUGCUGACUAUGCCAGCUUGCUGGAUCGGCUGAGGGGAAACGACGGUGGUGUCGACAUUUCCUUCCGGCGAAAACUCGCAUGGAAGGCUUUUCAACACGUAGCGUCAUAUGAUGCUGCGGUAGCAGAAUGGCUCUGGCAACAAACAUCAGACGGCGAGCUCCCCCCGAGUAUGACGGUGCCGAUGACGCUGCAUUCGUCAUUGAGAUAUGGAGAGAACCCUCAUCAGAAGGCAGGCUUCUACGUCGACAAAUCCUUGACUGCAUUCACGGCGGGUGGAAUCGGCACAGCUGUUCAGCACCAUGGCAAGGAGAUGUCGUAUAACAACUAUCUGGAUGCAGAUGCUGCCUGGAAUUGUGUUUGCGAGUUCGUUGAACCGACUUGCGUCGUCGUCAAGCACACCAACCCAUGCGGCGUUGCGAGCAGCACGUCAGAUCUGCUAGAAGCCUAUCGAAUGGCUGUCAGAGCAGAUCCCGUCAGUGCGUUCGGGGGAAUUGUGGCCUUCAACGUCCCGGUUGAUGAGGAUCUGGCAAGGGAAUUGAGAGAGUUCCGAAGCCCAACGGACGGAGAGACGAGAAUGUUCUAUGAGAUUGUGGUGGCACCUUCGUACACGGAGAAAGGUUUGGAGGUACUCAAAGGCAAGAGCAAAGCGUUGCGUAUUCUGGAAGCACAGCCCACCACGAGAGGAAGGCGAUGCCUGCACCAGGUUGCAGGCGGUUGGCUUCAUCAGACUGAUGAUGAUUUGCGGCCAGAAGAUAUUACUUUCACAGUUGUUACAGAAAAAGCACCCACUGCUGAAGAGCUGGAAGAUGCGAAGUUCGCUUGGCGCUGUGUGAAACAUGUCAAGAGCAAUGCCAUCACAAUCGCAAAGGGAGGGAGAAUGCUUGGGAUGGGGAGUGGGCAGCCCAACCGGGUCAAGAGUGCAGUGAUAGCCAUUGAAAAGGCAGAAGACGAGAUCAAGGGCUCGGCGCUCGCCAGCGAUGCGUUCUUCCCAUUUGCCUGGGGCGACGCAGUGGAGAAGGCCUGUGAGGCAGGAGUGAGCGUCAUCGUCCAACCUGGGGGGAGCAUAAGAGACCAAGAUGCGAUUGAUUGCUGUAACAAAUAUGGCACUGCGAUGCUCUUCACGGGUGUUCGACAUUUCCGCCAUUAAUGCAAUUCUCAAUCUGCCUCUUUAUGUUCUUGGCCUUCGACCGCUGAUUAGAUCAUUACACAGAAUGGAGUGACGAGCCAAGGGGCGAGCAUGCUAAACUCCGAUUCUGGAAGGAUCGGCGUGGUGGGGGAAAUGUGGUGGCAGAGAAGACCUUCACGGGUGUCAUUGGUAGUGUUUCCAUCACCUGCACAUUUUAGGGGAUUAAUAUUUGUCGUAGAGUUUCUGUCACACCAAGGGGGUGGGGGGAGGGGAGGGGAGGAGGGGGGAGGAAGGGGGAUAAGUGUAGUGGAGAUGGCCAUCAACAGCAUAUGUGAGUGAAGAAGCGACGAAUCAAGUGGGGGUGAGCAUGAGCAUGCCAAUGGUCGUACUAUAUGGUUUCGAAUUGUCCCAGUUCCAUUGGAACUUGGCAGCGAGUCUGAACCAUGGGUGUAGGUAUCGAAACUGGGACAACGGAACUGGGACAAUUCGAAACUUGGCAGCGAGUCGGAACUGGGACAAUUCAAAUUGUCCCAGUUCCGUUUCCCCCAAUCAUAGAGAUUCUGUAUAGUUUCGCGGCCUGUUCGCUCCUACGAACGGUGGAAGCGGGGCCAGGGGAAAGGGGAGUUGAAGCGGAGAAGACCUGUCCGGCAGAGAGUGAGUGUCAUCCGUCGAUUUCCGUACACGAGUGAGUGUUAUCUGUUGAUUUCCGUACAGGAGUGAGUGUCAUCCGUCGAUUUCCGCACAGGAGUGAGUGUCAUCCAUCGAUUUCAGUACAGGAGUGAGCGUCAUCCGUCGAUUUCCGUACAAUUUCGAGAACU
Molecule: messenger RNA, 2979 nt
Organism: Chara braunii
Lineage: Eukaryota; Viridiplantae; Streptophyta; Charophyceae; Charales; Characeae
Source: the annotation of a GenBank genome assembly